Molecule: messenger RNA, 2052 nt
Organism: Synchytrium microbalum
Lineage: Eukaryota; Fungi; Chytridiomycota; Chytridiomycetes; Synchytriales; Synchytriaceae
Exons: 8
Coding region: 1-2052 (683 amino acids)
Biological process (GO): positive regulation of transcription by RNA polymerase II
Molecular function (GO): protein dimerization activity; RNA polymerase II transcription regulatory region sequence-specific DNA binding
Source: RefSeq, a predicted model, not a curated record
AUGGGCCGCAAGAAGAUCGAGAUCAAGAAGAUCGAAGAUGAGAGGAAUCGUCAUGUAACCUUCAACAAGAGGAAGUUCGGCUUGAUGAAGAAGGCUUAUGAAUUAUCAGUCCUAUGUAAUUGUGACGUCGGCUUGAUUCUGUUUUCGUCACAAAACAAAUUGCAUCAAUAUUCAAGCUCGGAUUUGGACAGGCUCUUGUUACGAUACACUGAAUCUCCGGAGCCAAAGGAAAGCAAAAGCAACGAUGACAUUCUCAACAUGGUCACCAAGAAUGGAACGAAAUCAGAUAUGAACGACGACAUGGAUGAAGGUGGUGACGACGACGAUGAGGACGAAGGUGCUUCGAGACCUACCAAGCCAAGCAAAAAACCAGCAAUUCAGGUGAAUACAACGCUCAAGUCAGCAGCCGAACCACAAUUUCGUAUGCCUUCACCAACCAGACUGAGAAAACACCAGCAACCACAACAGCAGAAGAGGCCAACAGUACCGGACGUAUCACCAGUUUCGGAAUUGGAUACCACGCCGCGAGCUACAAGACCAUGGUGGAGGAGAAACAAUACCUCAUCGUCAUCGCCAUCGACACCACCCAAGGGUUCAGAAAGUGGUACGCCACCAAUGUCUCAGGUGGCGUCGACCGUUGAAUUUGCACUCGAAAUCGACACAUCCAUGGAUGUAGAUGUGGAAGUGAGUCCUGACAAAAUAGAGAGACCUCCAAGUGCAACUGAUUCUGCUUUGGGUGUUGAAGAAAUCGCUAGAAUAGACUUUGUAAACAAUCUCCCAUACGAACUCGCAGUCCAUAUCUUGGCACUAGUGGAUCAUUUGCCAUCAUUCGCUGUGAUACCUCUAGUCUCGAAAAGAUGGAAUGACGUGUCGCGAGACAAUGAGAUUUGGAGAACUAUAUUCUCUCGUAGAUGGGGCCCAGCACGACCACUAAGAAAGAAUUUAGGUGCAUCCAAUCAAUUACUAAUAGAAGCAUCCAAUCCACCACCACCACUAUCUCCUAUAUUAUCAUCCACAAACUUGCUGGCCCUCACAACGCCAAUAACACCAACCUUACAGAAGUCUCCUCUGAAUCGUCAUGCCAGUGUACAAUCAAACACACCCACCCGAGACUGGAGACGGCUCUAUAGACAACGAUUUCAUUUACAUCAUAAUUGGGUAGAUGGACGAUACGUGACGAGAACCAUCCAAGGACAUGUAGAUUCCGUAUAUUGUAUUCAAUUUGAUCGAGACAGACUCGUGUCUGGCUCUCGAGACCGCACAGUCAAAUUCUGGGACAUCAAGUCUGGAAAAUGUCGUCGAACUCUGGCUGGCCAUGAAGGAUCUGUACUUUGUCUGCAAUACGAUGACAAGUAUAUCGUAACUGGAUCAUCAGAUUGUCGCAUCAUCGUGUGGGAUCAAGCUACCGGUAACAUUAUCCAUACACUACGGGGUCAUGGAUCACCAGUCCUCGACGUCCGUUUCGAUGAUCGUUUUGUAGUUAGCUGCUCAAAGGACUGUACCAUUCGCAUCUGGGAUAUAAUUACAGGUCGUCUCGUCCGUACCCUAGAAGGCCACCACGCAGCAGUGAACGCCGUCCACUUCCAUGGUAAUCUAGUCGCUUCAGCAUCCGGUGACUGUAUUAUAAAACUAUGGGACGUACGAACUGGUCAAUGUAUCCGAGACUUUAGUGGCCAUUCACGAGGAUUAGCAUGUGUGCAAUUCGAUGGUGAUUAUAUCGUAUCUGGAUCCAAUGACCAUACCAUCAAGAUCUGGAAUGCACAUACCGGUGAAUGUCUACGAACGUUAGAAGGCCAUACCGAUCUAGUCCGUACAUUGUGCUUCGAUCGGGACCGUAUUGUGUCUGGAAGUUAUGAUCAGACUAUAAAAGUAUGGGAUAUGAAGACUGGACGACUCAUGUGGGAUUUGAAGGAGAAUGGACAUACUUCUUGGGUCUUUCAUGUACAGAUUGAUGCGUCCAAGAUUGUGUCGGCUAGUCAGGACCGUAAAAUUAUUGUUUGGGACUUUAGCGAAGGUGUCUCCAACGAGGAGAUUGACCAACUCUUAUUUUAA